AUGAACGAGCUGGUGAAGUGUUUGCCCUCCCCGACUCUCCCGGGGCUCCAGUUGCCGUGUUUGAACGUCGGUAACUACAAAGGCUGGCUCUAUAAAUGGACCAACUACCUGAAGGGUUACCAACGGCGGUGGUUUGUGCUUAGCAACGGCCUGCUGUCCUACUACAGGACUCAGGCGGAGAUGGCGCACACCUGCCGGGGAACCAUUCCCUUGGCAACAGCACACAUUGAGGUGGGGGACACCUGUCACCUGGUGUUGACUAGUGGAGGCCGAAGCUACCACCUGAAGGCCACCUCUGAGGGAGAGUGUCAGCGAUGGGUCUCAGCCCUGCAGCAAGCGAGGGCCAAUUCCACUCUGCUGAUGCACCACUCAGAUGACUCAGGAGAUGAAGGCCCCGUACCUCAGGAGGACCGAGCCCUAACCCAAGGGGUGCUCAAGACUCUGGCAAGCAAGCUAGAUGACCUGAGCACCUGUAAUGAGCUGAUAGGGAAGCACGGCGCCGCCCUCCAGCGCUCCCUCAGCGAACUCGAGGAACUGCGUGGAUCCUCCGACGGCACAGACAAAGUGAAAUCUGUUAAUGAGCGAGCCACCCUUUUCCGCAUCACCUCCAAUGCUAUGAUCAAUGCUUGUCGUGACUUUCUGGACGUAGCAGAAUCUCACAGCCGGAGGUGGCAAAAGACCCUGCAGUAUGAGAGAGAGCAGCGUCACCAUCUGGAGGAGACCAUCGAACAGUUAGCCAAACAGCACAACAGCUUAGAGAGAGCUUGGAGGGAGAACCCCACAGCAUAUACAGGUGUAGAGCGGACUCAGGAGGGGGACGCGAGUGACGAGAAUGACGAUGCAGAGUUCUUUGAUGCGAUGGAGGACUCCCCUGCAUUCAUAACUGUGACUACUAGUGGCAGCAUACAGCACAAGCGCUCAGGAAGUAAUCAGAGUAUGAUGAGCGGAGGAAUGUCUAAUGACUGGACUCAAAAUGAGAAUGACACAUCAGGCACAAACCAAAUCCAGCUCCGAAGAACAAGACGCAGUCGUAUUCCUGACAAGCCAAAUUACUCCCUUAACCUGUGGAGCAUCAUGAAGAACUGUAUUGGCAAAGACCUGUCCAAGAUACCCAUGCCUGUAAACUUCAACGAGCCGUUGUCAAUGCUGCAGCGUCUGACGGAGGAUCUGGAGUACAGCGAGCUCCUGGACCGUGCGGCCCGCUGUCACUCCUCUCUGGAGCAGAUGUGCCUGGUGGCUGCCUUUUCUGUCUCCUCCUACUCCACCACAGUCCAUCGCACAGCCAAGCCCUUCAACCCUCUGCUGGGGGAGACUUACGAGCUGGACCGACUGGAUGAGUAUGGUUAUCGCUCCAUCUCUGAGCAGGUCAGUCAUCACCCACCAGCUGCUGCCCACCAUGUAACGUCACAGCGAGGUUGGACCCUGUGGCAGCAUAUCACUAUUGAUAGCAAGUUUCGUGGGAAAUAUAUUUCUGUCAUGCCAUUAGGAAACAUUCACCUGCAGUUCCACUCGAGUGGAAACCACUACGUGUGGAGCAAAGUGACUUCAACGGUGCACAACAUUAUUGUGGGCAAACUUUGGAUUGAUCAGUCUGGGGACAUUGACAUUGUAAACAUCACUACCAAGGACACCUGCCGUCUCAAAUUCUCCCCCUACAGCUACUUCUCCAGAGACGUCCCACGGAAAGUGACAGGAGUGAUAGAGGACAGAGAGGGCACAGCCAAUUACAUCCUGUCAGGAACCUGGGAUGACAAAAUGGAGGGUGCCAAAAUAGUGGACAGCAGCCAAGGAUGCGGAGGCUCGGAAGGCAAACAAAAGACAGUUUAUCAAACUCUUCAGCCCAAACUGUUGUGGAAAAAAUACCCUCUCCCAGAUAAUGCAGAGAACAUGCACUAUUUCUCCUCGUUGGCUCUGACUCUCAACGAGCCAGAAGAUGGUAUUGCGCCCACCGACAGUCGUCUGCGGCCAGACCAGCGGCUGAUGGAGGCCGGUGUGUGGGAUGAAGCAAACACCCAGAAGCAGCGUCUGGAGGAGUGUCAGAGGCUGGAGAGGAAAAAAAGGGAGGCGCAAGCCAAUCAGGCCCUAGAGGAAGGGCAAGACAUCGACGGUCACCAGCCACUGUGGUUUGAAAAGAGGGCAGAUGAUACGACAGGAGAGUGUACCUACGUCUACCGGGGCGGCUACUGGGAGGCCAAAGACAGACAGGACUGGAGCCAAUGCCCUGAGAUCUUCUAGGACAAAAGCUCCCCUUACACCGUGCAUCAGACAUGCUGAGUGGUUCCUCCUAAUGUAAGGAUACUCUGU
Molecule: messenger RNA, 2304 nt
Organism: Anoplopoma fimbria (sablefish)
Lineage: Eukaryota; Metazoa; Chordata; Actinopteri; Perciformes; Anoplopomatidae
Gene: osbp2a
Product: oxysterol binding protein 2a
Exons: 14
Coding region: 1-2235 (744 amino acids)
Cellular component (GO): cytosol; membrane; intracellular membrane-bounded organelle
Molecular function (GO): cholesterol binding
Source: RefSeq, a predicted model, not a curated record